CAUGUGCCCACUCCACCUAAAACCCUAGUUCUGCAUACUAUAUAAAGCUGCCAACUGCCUUGUCAUUUCCCGUUGCUUCCAUCACCGCAGCAGAUCCAUUGCGUCCCUGUUUACAGGUAACAAAAGAGAGAAUGAAGGUAAUUGCUGCAUAUUUGUUGGCUGUAUUGGGAGGCAACACCUGCCCUUCAGCUGAUGAUCUGAAGGACAUUCUUGGCUGUGUUGGGGCCGAAGUUGAAGAUGAUAGGAUUCAGCUUCUUUUAUCUGAGGUCAAGGGCAAAGAUAUAACAGAGCUUAUUGCAGCUGGGAGGGAAAAGCUUGCCUCUGUUCCUUCUGGUGGUGGUGUUGCUGUUUCAGCUGCUGCACCUGGAGCUGGUGCCGCUGCCGCACCUGCUGCAGCUGAGACUAAGAAGGAAGAGAAAGUUGAGGAGAAAGAGGAAUCUGAUGAUGAUAUGGGCUUCAGUCUCUUCGACUAAAGUUUUGAGUGGUUUCUCCAGAAAUUUUCUUUUCAAUUUAAGGCCGGCUUAGAUUUUAAAAUUUUGUUAUCUCGUGUUAUGUAGUUUUUUUUUCCAUAGAUUUGGUGGACAAGGCAUCUGAUUUGCUGAAACCCUAAUGUUGCAAUGGAAUUUCAGAAUUCAUUACGGUUAAUCUUCUUAAAUUUCAUUUCAUGUCAAAUGAUGAUGAAGAUCAAACAAAAGAAGAUGAAUUUUUGUUUAAUGUUUUGCAAUCUUUGCAAGAAUUACCAGUUGCAGCUC
Molecule: messenger RNA, 752 nt
Organism: Theobroma cacao (cacao)
Lineage: Eukaryota; Viridiplantae; Streptophyta; Magnoliopsida; Malvales; Malvaceae
Product: large ribosomal subunit protein P2B-like
Biological process (GO): cytoplasmic translational elongation
Cellular component (GO): ribosome; cytosolic large ribosomal subunit
Molecular function (GO): structural constituent of ribosome
Source: RefSeq, a predicted model, not a curated record